Messenger RNA from Arabidopsis lyrata subsp. lyrata, 1209 nucleotides. Its product is annotated as josephin-like protein. The record is from RefSeq and is a predicted model, not a curated record. NCBI's taxonomy places the organism in Eukaryota, Viridiplantae, Streptophyta, Magnoliopsida, Brassicales, Brassicaceae.
GUUAAAGACUUUGGAUGUUAUCCCUGUUUCAUGAUACCACUGUGUGAUUUUUAUUUUCUAACUCUUUCUGUACACCUAUCGACUAAAUAAGUAGCUAAAUGUCUGAAAUAUCUCUUUUGUGAGUUCUAAUAUUGGAACCAGUGAUCUCCAUCUGUCAGAGUAAUAAUUCAUUGAGGGAUAUGGUUGGAUUAAUGUGUCUUGAAUCAUGCUCAUCACAGUAGAGAAAAGAUGUCCUCUCUGACGUUUUGGGUAAGAUGUAAUGUACAUGGUUGGUGCUAAAUCUAUUGUGCUCUUGUUUUGACGAUGAGACACAGCAGUUUUGCUAUUGCAUUCUUUUCCCUUUUGGCAUUUUUGUAACCUGCUAUAUAUGUCAGUCAAUCUCAUGCCAUUUGCAUGACUUAUCAUGCAGGAAUUAUUGUUCUGAUCUCAAUGGAAUGUUUUCACAUGUAAAAUCACUCUACAUUCUCCAGAUUCUGUGAUCUUCUAUUUAUGUCCUGACACUCCCUGGUUUAUUAUAUGCUUUCUCGUAUUCUUGUGCCCACCAUUAACUUGUUUUUUUGUUCUUUUUUAUUUUUCCUUCCAUUUUAUUGUAGCCGCAGACUCAUGAAAGGAAUCUGCAUCCAUAAAGCUACUGGUAUAAAAAGGGCCAACCCAAACACUAGACCGGUUCAGAGAGAUGCUUCGGCCAAGCAAACAGCUAUCAAGGGACCUUAUGGUAAGAGUCCGGGAUGCACAACGAGCUGCGGAUUAAGGUUACCGAGGAAAACAGAAGUCACAGCAGCAAAAUUAAUCAAGCAUCUUGGAUGCAAAUUUGCAAAAGGAUUGCGUUUGGUGGUGAUGAGGAAGAAGAAAAGAUCUCCACCGUCGAAAGUUUCUUCUUUUUCGGGGAGAUCUCAGCCAUCAAUCAUCCCAAUAAACAAUGACAAUCAUCGGUCAGAGGCUAUAGAAGACUGCAUACAGUUCAUCAACUCAUCAUCCUCCUUCACCAGAUCAAACUCUACAUCUUAAGUGUUAUCACUCCCAAACCCUUUGUCUCGGUCUGUCGCUCGCUCGCUUAUUGUCUAUUUGCUUAUUCGUGAGAGUUGCAUGUAAUGUCCACAUAAAUCUAUUAUGUGACUUUUGUUGUUGUGUGUACUGUGCAGUAGUACGAGUAAAUGUCUUCCAUCUUCCUCAAUUUCUGUCUAUAAAUAUUAGAUUUUGAUAUUCGUA